Messenger RNA from Oppia nitens, 1692 nucleotides. RefSeq names its product glycerol-3-phosphate acyltransferase 4-like. Lineage: Eukaryota; Metazoa; Arthropoda; Arachnida; Sarcoptiformes; Oppiidae. Gene Ontology annotation, molecular function: glycerol-3-phosphate O-acyltransferase activity. The transcript is spliced from 6 exons. Gene Ontology annotation, biological process: triglyceride biosynthetic process. The record is from RefSeq and is a predicted model, not a curated record. The coding region runs from base 228 to 1616 and encodes 462 amino acids. Gene Ontology annotation, cellular component: endoplasmic reticulum.
UGAAAGUGAGGCAAUGUUUGGGUUAUUCACUAAUGAAUGUAAUAAUCAUUGAAUGACUGUUUGAAUGACUAAUCAUUGCAUUCAAUGACCAAAUAAUUGACUGAUUUGUCUGUUGAAGACAUUAAAUGUAAAUACUUUUGUGACAAUUGUUUGCAUUGACAGCGAUGUCAUUGUUUGAUAGUAUUAUUUGGCGAUAGUUUGGUAUUAAUAUUAAGAAUUCAUUUGAAAUGAUUGUUGAAGUGAUUAGUGAUUAUUUGUUGACAAUCUUGUGGGCAAUCAUUCCCUCCUUUUUUCUCGUCUUAUUGUUGUCACUGGUCUUCGCAUCGCUCGGACUGUCCAUUGGUUUUCGUAAACUUUAUAUUUAUAUUUUGCUGACAAUCUUUGAGUUUGGUCGCAAAAAGAUAGAAACGGCAGAAAAACGCAAAAGUGAAGACUUGGAUGACAACUAUGAAACGUCCAAAUAUAAUGUCGUCAACUCUAUUGGUGCUAAAAUUGUCGAUUCAAACGGUGGUAAUAAUAAUGACUCGGAGGAAGACUCGAAACAUCAGUCUUUGCAUGAAAUGGAGAUCAAAAUGAAUGGCGAGAAGAAAGAGUUUCAUUUGUCUGAUGGCAUCAAUUUUAUUAAACUCGGCAUUCAAUCCAUUGUUGACGAUGAGGUCACCAAAAGGUUUGCUGCUGAAGAACUUCUGUCUUGGAAUCUGUUGACCCGAACCAAUCGAAAUUAUCACUAUAUAUCGAUGCGAUUAACCAUUUUAUGGGGAAUCGGAUGUCUUAUACGAUACUUAAUUCUUUUGCCGACAAGAAUUAUAAUUACAAUAAUUGGUGUGUUUUGGUUGGUGUUGUGCACAGCAGUCAUCGGUUGUAUUCCCGACGGAUGGCUUAAAAGGACUAUCUAUUGGAAUGUUAGUCUAAUGUGUUUUCGUAUACUUUCGCGAGCCUUCUCUGGUAUUGUCACAUAUCAUGACAGAUAUAAUAUGGCUAAAGAGGGAGGCAUUACAGUUGCUAACCAUACCAGUCCUAUUGAUGUGGCGAUCUUAGCCUGUGAUAAUUGUUAUGCAUUGGUUGGUCAAAGACAGGGUGGGUUUUUAGGUGUACUUCAGCGGGCCUUAGCCCGGGCCACUUCUCAUAUAUGGUUCGAAAGGUUUGAAAUUAAAGAUCGAGAACUUGUCACUCGAAGACUUAGAGAGCACGUCGAAGAUCCAAAUAAGUUGCCAAUACUUAUCUUUCCUGAGGGCACUUGUAUUAACAAUUCAGCCGUAAUGAUGUUCAAGAAGGGAUCGUUCGAAGUCGGCGGCAAAAUAUAUCCGGUGGCCAUCAAAUACGAUCCAAGAUUUGGUGAUCCAUUUUGGAACAGUAGUAAAAAUGGUUAUAUGUAUUACUUAUUGAUGAUGAUGUCCAGUUGGGCCAUUGUUUGUCACGUUUACUAUUUGCCUCCAAUGAUUAGAAAUGAAAAUGAAAGCGCCGUUGAGUUUGCCCAACGAGUAAAGUCCGAGAUUGCAAAACGUGGCGGACUUGUAGACCUACAAUGGGACGGACAGCUCAAGAGGAUAGAAGUUAAGGCCGAAUGGAAACAACAACAACAACACGAAUACAGCAAACGUAUUAAAAUCAGUUGAAAGCCAAUUAUUAACAGUAUUUACAUUUUAUUAUUUAUUUUACGAACAAAUUUUAUUUAUUACUACUGAAAGACAU